AUUCAGUGGACAACAGAUCUCACAAUCAAUGCCUUCAUUCCAAUCAAUUGAAUAAAGAUUUUGCUCAAGAAUUCCACGAAUCAGUUCUGUUGGAGACAACAAAACAACAACAAAGACAUACCUCUAACUCGAAACGAGAGACCAAUCAACCCAUGAAUGCCAUCACCCCUUACGUCGACAUUGGAUCCACUUCUGGCCAUAACUGGUCAGGAAUCGAAGCCGUUAUGGAAGCGUACGACAGAUAUUCUUAUGAACGAAAACAAGAGAAAGACUUUCUCUUUGAAAAGAGUCACGAAUUGAAGAACAGAUUGCAAGACAUCAACAAAGAAGCAGAAUAUUUGAGUCAACAAAUGGCCAAUUUAAUUCAAAACAAAUCACAUUUGGAUGAAGAGAAACAACGAUAUGAAACCACUUUAGAAACUCUCAACACUUGCUUAAGACAACUGCGAUGACUAAUAUAAUAUCUAAAAGACUAAUCAUUUAUUAAUAAUGUUUGCAAUUAUUUUUUACAAUACUUUAAUAUCAUUCAAAACUCUAAUAAAGAUUUAAUAUAUAAA
Messenger RNA from Oppiella nova, 557 nucleotides. The record is from the annotation of a GenBank genome assembly. NCBI's taxonomy places the organism in Eukaryota, Metazoa, Arthropoda, Arachnida, Sarcoptiformes, Oppiidae.